Cydia strobilella is the source of this 8704-nucleotide messenger RNA. RefSeq names its product chondroitin sulfate proteoglycan 4 (gene kon). The record is from RefSeq and is a predicted model, not a curated record. The transcript is spliced from 24 exons. Gene Ontology annotation, biological process: anatomical structure morphogenesis. NCBI's taxonomy places the organism in Eukaryota, Metazoa, Arthropoda, Insecta, Lepidoptera, Tortricidae. Bases 304 to 7392 code for a protein of 2362 amino acids.
AUGAACGAUGUGUUUAUUGAAUAAUUUUAUUUAUAAUUACAACAAAAGUUGAAAAGUCGUGUCCUAUCUUGCCAGUGUAGUAUUGUUAUCAGUGUUAGACAUGAUAGUUGGAAAUUAUUGUACGGUUGAGCCUUUGUUUGACGCCACGCCUCGGUGGCUACAGUGUUGACUUUCGGAAAUGUAUUCGUACUUUGUGAAAUCAUAUUUGAAUUAUCGAGUAACAAAUUUAACUUUUACUUCUCUACUAUAACUGGGAUACACAAGAUGCGCUAAGAAGAAUAGAUCAACUUUUUUCGUACCUCUAUGUUUAUUAAAAUGGAACUUAUUCUUAUUUUAUCUUUGAUCCCUCUGGGAUUGGCUUACGACAAAGCAUCUUUCUACGGAGCUAGCUUUAUAACAUACCCACUUCAAGAAGCAAAGGGUGUCACAGACAUCAGUUUUCGGUUUAGAACACAUCUGUCAGAUGCAUUGUUGCUCCUGGCUGCAGGAAAAACUGACUAUUGCAUGAUCAAGCUAGAGAGUGGGAGAAUAAAAUUGCACAUAAACCUAGGCGCUGGUGAAAGUGAACUGUCUUCACCUAAAGGAAUAUUUCUCAAUGAUACUCAAUGGCACCAUGUUAGCAUCAUCAGGAGGGAAGCUAAUUUAACAAUGAAGGUUGAUGAUAGUACUGUUAGAAAAAGACUACCCGGAAGAUUCUUUGAAUUGAACAUACACUUUGGAGUAUUUCUGGGAGGGCAAGGUGAUUUCUCUGAACUGUUCCUGGGCCACAUGGAAAACUUCCGAGGGUGCAUGGAGGAUGUGUUAUAUAAUGGAGUUAAAAUAAUAGAAAAAGCUAGAAGUCGCAGUGCCUCAGUGCAUGUAGAGGGUGUCACAUGGAACUGUGCACCUGAAUUUGAUGCAGACAUUAACUCAGAGAUCAGCUUCAUUGAUGAAGGCGCCUAUCUUAUAUUACCCAAGAUCAACUCUAGGGCUGGAGGAAGAUGGCAGAUUGAGUUUAAGACAAUAACACCUAAUGCUAUAAUUCUUUACAAUCCUGGAGGUGGGAGAGGCUCAGUGUCUGAUUUUCUUGGUGUUGAAAUACUGGAUGGAGUAGUCAGAGUUAAAAUGGCGCGUGGACAAAUAAUACACACUGUGAGAGUCAGUGAUGGACAGUGGCAUAAAAUACAUUUGUUAUUCAAUCCUUCACUAAUAGAGCUCUCCGUGGACAAUGUAGCAAUGAGUACAAGAAUCGAAAGUGGAGGUACUCGGUAUUUAGACCUGUCUGACUCAUUCUAUCUUGGUGGAAUCGAAACUGAAAAGCGACAGCGGGCCUUCGCAAAAGGAAUCAAAGCAGCAGAUUCUAGUAUAAUGGGUUGCAUAAAACCGAUAGAAGUAGAUGAUAAAAUAUAUGGACUGCCGAACUCCGUGGUCACCUACGGCGUGAGUCCUAAAUGCAUUUGGUGGUACCCGUGCCACGCCAGCCCCGCCAACCCCCCCUGCGUGCCGCAGGCGGUGUGCGACCAGCACGGCGUCGACCACUUCACUUGUAAAUGCGACUCUGAUCUCUGCAUUAACCCUGACUAUGCCGAGAAGUACAAGGUAUUCUCAAAGUCCAGCAGUGAACUGGAGCUGGUAGCACUGUAUCCUCUAACAGUGUUGGAAGGCGGAGUCGCAGUGAUCACGACGCAGAACAUCGACGUGGUGUUGGACCACCACAAAUACGGCGUGCGCCCGUCGGGGGUCGUGUUCCAUCUAACCCAGUCCCCGCAACACGGAAGGAUAGCUAUCGACUUAUCUCCGCAAAGGAACUCUCCGCAGUAUUCCAAUUAUCUCGAUGGUGACGGCAAAAUGAAGCAAUACUUUACACUCAUGAAUUUGUCAAGAGAUAAGGUGAGAUACGUUCAUGACGGUUCGGAAAAUCAUCAAGAUUCAAUUGUACUUGACAUGGAACUUAUUCCAGAGACUAAAUUUACUCUACCAAGCUACUUACAAGGAAGGAAUACUUUCGUUUUACAUGUCAACGUCACUCCGGUCAACGACCCUCCGGUCCUCAAUUUGCUUCCGGCUAAAGUAUUAAGACUGACACAGGGAACGCGUAAAGUAAUAACUUCAGAUAUUCUAAAAGCGGAAGACCCUGACACACCGCCGGAGGAUCUGCUAUACACUGUGUUGCACGGAAAAAAUGAAUUGCAGAGUAGCCACGUUGAGAUAUCCGGACAACCAGUUGACUCCUUCACACAACAAGAUAUUGAUUCCGGAGUCAUCUCGUACGUCCACGGCUCGAACAAUGAGAAACAACUGAACAAAACAUCUUUGAGAGUCACGUUACAGGUCUCGGACGGCAUAGAAACUAGCGGUCCAGCGAUUCUGCGCAUAUCAAUAGUGCCCCUCCAAGUCCGCUUAAUAAACAACACUGGACUCCAACUGGUGCACAACUCGUACGCUAUUAUCACGGCUGAUAAUCUGACAUUCACCACUAACGCUGACGAGAGCAAUGUGCAAGUCAAGUAUGACAUAGUGAAACCUCCUCAAUUUGGAGUGUUAGAGAGGCUGCGAGUUCAGGACGGCACGUGGCAGACAGUAGACUCGUUCACGAGUGAGAUGGUCACCUUCCGCCGCGUUCGGUACAUGCAUCUGCUCGGAAACCCUUCCCACGACGAAUUCAAGUUUAAAGCUUCGGUGGGCACGAUUCGAACGAACACUUUGUACGACUUUCGACUUACUUUCAUCAAACUUGAUCUUUACCAAUCGGUUAAUGAAGAACUGGUGUUAAACAAUACCAGAGAAGCGUUCAUUUCGGCGCAUCAUUUGAAAUUCAAGACGAAGCCAAUUGGCCUACCGAGCGAUAGAAUUCUUUAUACGAUACUUAAGUCGCCUAAGUAUGGUAUACUGCACCUGUCUUCUGGGAAGUAUCAUCUGCAAACACACAGCACGUUUACUCAGCAACAUAUCGACACCGACCAGCUGUGGUACCGCCUGCAUAGACGUGCAUACUCUCACAUCCAAGACGAAUUCUCUUUUGUAGUUGGAGCCACCGAGUGCGAAAACAUCACUGGAGUAAUGACGAUCCGACACACACCAGCCUACUCGAUCUCGGAACAUUCGUUGGGUCGUGUACAUACGACUUUAGAACGACUGCAGGUUAUGGAAGGCUCUAGAAUGGUCAUUCCUGCUACUCAUCUAAAUUUCCGAACGGAGUCUGUUACAAAUCUUGUUUUCAAUAUAACCCAUUUGCCGCGCCACGGAAAAAUCGAAGUAAUAAGCGAAAGCUUAAAAAUAUUAAGAGAUAACACCACUUAUUUCACUUUAAAGGAACUGAAUUCAGAUAGGGUUUACUACUCACACGAUGAUUCCGAAAGUAGACACGAUUCUUUUCACUUUAUGGCACUCAGUCCUGAACCCGAAGAUUUUCAGUACGUAGGGGUAUUUCACAUCGAUAUAAUACUAAAGAACGACAACAGCCCGGUGAGGGCGAACGAUAAAGUGUUUCACAUUGUACACGGAGGUGCCCGCCUCAUCACUGCCAGGGACCUGAGCUACACUGACGCCGACCUAGACACGAAGCCGGCCGAUAUCAUCUACACGAUUCAAAGAUUCACUAAAGACCCUCCAAACGGAGGUAUAUACAGAGCCGAUAACCCCGCCGAAAUGCUCGCUCAAUUUUCCCAGGAUGAUAUUAAUAAAAACCUGGUUCUAUUCAAACAUCAAGGUAAAGAGUAUGGUAAGAUGGCGUUUUGGAUAUCGGACGGUUUAUUUGACGUGAAUGGAAAUCUUGAAAUUCAAGCAUCGCCACCGUUUAUUCGAAUGUACCCGACAAACGGGUCAAUUGUUGAAAACGGUAAAGCGGUUGUGAUUACGACGAGGGAUAUGCAAGUGGAUACAAAUAUGAACUGCCUGGAAGAAGACAUCCGGUACGAGGUGAGGCUGGAGCCGAAACACGGCGCCAUCGAGGUCGGGGAGGGGCAGGGCGCCGUGACGUUCUCGCAGCUGGACGUGGCGGCCGGCCGCGUAGCCUACCGCCACCGCGAGCCCAGGACUCCUGCCGACCAGUUCAGGUUUAAAGUCAAGUGUCUGGAAGCGUGGGGUGAAGGGACAUAUCCAAUCAAAAUAUUCCCAUCAAGUUACUGGGAACCGCUUAAAGUGACAACUAACCGAGCUCUAGUUGUCGAGGAAUCUACAAGUGUCAACAUCACCAGAGAUGUCUUGGAGGUCAUGCAUCCACAAAUCGAACCGUCGAACAUAAUUUUCCAAAUAACUCAAGGUCCGUAUCAUGGCUGGCUAGAAGUCACCGCCACCCCCGGUGUGGUUGAGGUGGAGACCUCGAACGAAGAGCCAGCACACACGACCGUGUUCGACCAGUCGAUCAUCAAUGGCAACCGCCUGGUGUACAUGCAGUCUGGCGUCAACCGCACGAGAGACAAGAUCCUAAUGGACGUCACUAAUGGCAUCGUAUGGUUGAGGGAUGUCGAAUUGAAUAUAAUAAUUAUUCCAGAACAUUUCUACGUGACUGUGUCUAAUUUGACUGUUGUCGAAGGAGAAGCCAUCAGUAUUAAACCAGAAAUGUUCCGCACGAUAACAGAGUACUAUAGAGGAAAAGUGGUGUCCUAUAAGGUACUUGAAAAACCUAAAUAUGGAAAGAUUUUGAUGGGCGACCAGGAAUUGAGUUUACUGCCUGUUCUUAAACUUAAUUCUGGAAAUAUUCAGUAUGUAAACGACGGGUCGGAGGAGUCGUUGGACUCGUUCAAGCUGCUGGCGGCGACGGAGAGCAACAAGGAGAGCGAGCCGUUCGUGGUGCGCGUGAGCAUCGCGCCGGUCAACGACGAGACGCCCAUCGUGGCUGCCAACACCGGCCUCUGCGUCUGGGAGGGCGGCACCUUCACGUUCACUAGGAACGAGCUGUAUGUUAACGACAUCGAUACGCCACUAGAAAAUGUUACAAUAAUCGUGGUUGAUAUAGUUUCUGGACAUAUUGCUAUGAAGGGCAAUAUCCACGAGCCUGUCACACGCUUCACUCAGGCUGACAUUGACAACGGGAAUGUGAUAUUUGUCCACAAAAAUGGCUCAAAAGGCAAAAUGAUCUUCAACGUUACUGACGGGCUACACGAACUGUCUAAAAUAACGUUUCUCAUAACAACAAAAUCGGUAUCUUUGAAACUUAUCAGAAAGCAUAAUCUUCGAGUUUUCCCUCUAAUGAGAGAACCGUUAAACAAUUAUUUGCUGAUGGCUAAAUGCUCAGAUUACACCAGAACAAUUGUCUAUAAAAUAGACAGGACACCAUCUCUCGGCAGACUGAUUAUGCUCAGUGAAGACAGUCACCACAGAUCCAUCAAACAGUUUACACAGGAAGACGUCAAUAACACCCUCGUCUACUACGAACAUACGCAUCCUUUUUCAGAUCUGUACACGAACGACUCUUUUAUAUUUACGGUUGAAGCCGCCCUAGCUAAACCUAUAACUGAUCAAGUUUUCAACAUCGAUAUAUCGGUAUCUUCCGGAGGCUUGGCUAAAUAUGUGCAUAUACCUCAGAUUAAGGUGAACGAGGGUGAUAAAGUUCCCAUUAAAGUGAACGUUACGAACGUAAUAGUAUACCUGGAGAGUCAAGCGGGGCUGAGGCAGCCUCAGGUGGAAGCGCAGUGGUCGCAGCCGGCGCACGGCACGCUGCAGCCGGCCGUGUCGUCGCUCACGCAGCCGCAGCUCGAGUCCGGCGCCGUCCUUUACCAACACGACGAUUCCGAUACUACACAAGACAAAAUAGAAAUGUCCCUCUUUCUUCUACCGGAGUAUGUUCUCCUAUGUAACGUCACUAUUACUAUUCAUGUUAUUCCAAUCAACGACCAACCUUUUAGACUUUUGACUGAAACGCCGCAAAUACAGGUGGUACAGGGUGAGAAUUAUACCAUCACUAAAAAAGAUUUGAUCACCGAGGACGCUGACACUAGUCCCACCGGCAUACUUUACGAUAUUAUAAGUGGUCCCACUCAAGGGAGGAUCGUCAUGAUGGACAAGAAUUUGAGCAUUGAUGAUGCACAAUCAAUAAAUAAAUUCACUCAAGAUGAUAUUAACAAUGGACGUGUAAUCUACGAGCAUUCUGGCAUGCUUCAAACGGCCACUUUCUACUUUAGGGUAUGGGACGGACAGUUCAAGCCUAUGUAUAAGAUAUUUACGAUUGACGUGUUGCCGGUAUCACUGAACGCGUCUACAUUGCAUCCAGUAUUAUUACAACAAGGCUCUAAUGUUGCUACGGUGACCACCGAGCAAAUAUAUAUCGAAACCAACGCCAAAAAGUACAAAGUAUGGUACAAUAUCACUAGACAACCUCUGCACGGCAUGAUAUACGUGGGCAGGAAUCCAAUCACUUACUUUUCCCAUAGGGAUUUGAUGGACAAGGUGGUCAUUUACAUGCAGAACGAUAUGACCGCAGCUAGUGACAGCUUCGACCUUAUCGCAUACAUCCACAACAGUAAUUCCACAAACCCUUUCACAAUAAACGUUCUGGUUCAGCCUCUCAUGGUUUUGAAAUAUAUAAAAGUCGAAGGUGACAAGUCGAGAAUAACUCUUAGCAAUAUGGACGCAACCGGUCUAGCCAAGUUGACUGGAAGUAAUCCAAUAUAUACCAUCUUAAGUAAACCUAAACAUGGUACUGUCAAGAACAUAAUUAGAAGUUCUGGAGGAAAUACAAGUGCGAGGGAAAGAGAAGUUCCGUACUUUACGCAUGAAGAUAUCAAAGCGGGGGUUAUCUACUACGUGACCAAGAAGAGGUCACACGAGCUUGUCGGCAUGGAGGACAGUUUCAGAUUCCUACUGGCGGCGACGAUAUUCCAGCCGGCCGCAGGCGAAGUUAAAAUAUUCAUUGGGAGCAAAUCGAAAAAGAACUUGCCAGGGCCUAAUGAUCCUGAGAGUCACGAGGGAGUACCCGUGGCGAACGGCGACUCUGCGUCGUACUACCUGACGAUCCUGAUGGCCCUGUCGGGCGUGGUGCUGGCCAUGCUUGUGCUGCUGGCGCUGGUGCGGUGCCGCCGCUGCAUGGCUAGCGACCGCCGCGCGCGAGCCAAGGCGCACGGCCAGAGCCAGGGCGCCGUGGCUCCCAUCCCGCUGCCGCGCCCGCCCGACCAUCUCAUGCCUUCACCGGCCCACCCCACACCACCCAUAAAGAGAUACGUGUCAUCGGAGCAGUCGGUGCACACAGGCGCCAGCACGCCGUUGCCGUCGGGCGGCAGCGUGGCCUGCAAGGUGACGCCGCUGGCCGACGCGGCGCUCCCCGACCUCAACGCGAGGUACCCCUACGGCACCGAAGACCACACAGAUGCGGAGGACUGGAGCAGCUACGAAGCCAGUGAAACUGCGUACCCGAUCAGGGCACCAGGGGUAGCCCCGGCGAACCCCAUGCUACGCCGCAACCAGUACUGGGUCUGACCCACGCACACCUUCACUCUGCCCAGGCAACCUCCACCAGUUAUCCUCACCACGCACGAAGAAGGUUGCGUGACGUUGAACCGGCGGCUGCAGCAGCGGCGCUACGUCGUAGUUCCUACGCCUUUUCUGCUCAGCAACUACGGAGUUACGAAGAAGCACGAAAACUGUGAGGUAACACUCUGAGCCAUCUGAGCCCUACAGUUUAAACCAAAAACUAUUGAAUAAAAAUACUGUAAUAAUCAUGUUCCUAGGAAUUCUACAUUCAUAACAAUAAGCAAUUUAACCGAAUAAAAUAUGUUUACGAUCAUCAGUUACGCCAUGGAGACUUGGGGAUGGUCGCAGUUGAAAGUGGGUGUGGCCUAAGAGCGUUUCGCUGUUUUUUACAAUUGUGGUGCCAAAUUAUUUAAUUAUAGUGUGAAAAAUUAAUGUUGUUAAUGAGCUCAUUUCUGUGCGGGUCGGCGUAAAUGUAUAGUUUAAAUAAUAUGAAGGAAGGGUAAACGAUGGAUCCAGGCAGAUAUACGAGUAGCGCCGGUAACUUUCUAUGAAGGCCGUUGGCAAUCAAUGCUGUUAUACACUACUAGUAACAAUACACUACUAAUGAAUAACUUUUCGUUUGCGAUUAUUACAUAAAAGUGCCUGUAAUGUUUAUUUUCAUAUGAAAGACGAAUACAAAAAUCCUUGUAAUGUUUAAAGACAAAUACCUAGUAGUUUGGGACUUGUGCUACAUAAAUGAAGUAAAGUAGGUACGGUUUUGAUUUUUUUAUUCGAGGAUGUUCUUAAAGUACACAAUAAACGUAGUAGAAUCUAGAUUUGAUUUUUGGUCAAAUACCAAGACUGAGCACUGUAGGUUAUAAUAUUGGAGAAGGACAGAUUUGGUCACACACCCCUAACCAUAAGAAUAAUUCAUUAAUAGUAGAAUUGGUAUCUCAACAAAAUUUUCGCAUUAGAAUUUUACUCAAUCAAUUGUUAGUAGGAAAAUAACAGCAAUAAAUUAACACAACUAGAUAACACUUUACUGGUGAUCAGGCCAAUUCGAACGUACAUUGAUAUCUAACUGAUGUUAUUCAGUUAUCUUGCAUUUCGCCCAUACUUGUCCGUACAUGUAUUGGCGCGGGCGAGACGCACGAUAACUAAAUACACAGGUUUAAUAUAUACGCUAGAUGACGCAAAUACCACGAUUUGUAUUGAAACCAAGCGUGCCGACUUUUUCAUACAAAAUUUACACAUCAUUUAAUUUCAAAAUUACUUAUCUUUGAUAGGAAAUAUGUUCUUGCCUUUGGGUGCUCGCAAUUUUUGGGCUGUUGCAGUUAAU